AAAGAGGUGGGAUCCUUUGUCGCGAUGUGGGGUGGCCGUAAACUGGGCUCCUCCGGGGAUUGGUUUUUAAGAGUGGUGGGGCCUGGAGGCCGGAAUACAAAAGCUGCACGUCCUCUAAUUUCCUCGGCGGUUUAUGUGAAGAACCAGCUCGGUUCGACUCUACAGAUUAAACCAGGGGUUUUCAAUGAAUACAGAACCAUGUGGUUCAAAUCCUACAGGACGACCGUUUCCUGUUUGAACAGAAUAAAGAGUUUCAGGUACCCUUGGGCGAGACUGUACAGUACUUCCCAAACCACUGUCGACAGCGGUGAGGUAAAAACCUUCUUGGCCCUGGCUCACAAAUGGUGGGAUGAGCAAGGAGUAUAUGCACCUCUUCAUUCCAUGAAUGACCUGAGGGUGCCAUUUAUUAGGGACAAUCUUCUGAAAACAAUUCCUAAUCACCAGCCAGGAAAACCUUUGUUUGGGAUGAAGAUUCUUGACGUUGGCUGUGGUGGUGGGCUGUUAACUGAACCUCUAGGGCGGCUUGGGGCUUCAGUUAUUGGAAUCGAUCCUGUGGAUGAGAACAUUAAAACAGCACAAUGCCAUAAAUCAUUUGAUCCAGUCCUGGAUAAGAGAAUAGAGUACAGAGUGUGCUCCCUGGAAGAGAUUGUGGAAGAGACUGCAGAAACAUUUGAUGCUGUUGUAGCUUCUGAAGUUGUAGAACAUGUGAUUGAUCUAGAAACAUUUUUACAGUGCUGCUGUCAAGUGUUAAAACCCGGUGGUUCUUUGUUCAUUACUACAAUCAACAAAACACAACUUUCCUAUGCCUUGGGAAUUGUUUUUUCAGAGCAAAUUGCAGGUAUUGUACCAAAAGGUACUCAUACAUGGGAGAAGUUUGUUUCACCUGAAACACUAGAGAGCAUUCUGGAAUCAAAUGGUCUGUCAGUUCAAACGGUGGUAGGAAUGCUCUAUAACCCCUUCUCAGGUUACUGGCAUUGGAGUGAAAAUACCAGCCUUCACUAUGCAGCUCAUGCUGUGAAAUCCAGGGUCCAGGAACACCCAACCUCUGCUGAGUUUGUUUUAAAGGGAGAAACAGAAGAGCUCCAAGCUAAUGCCUGCACCAAUCCAGCUGUACAUGAAGAGCUGAAGAAAUGAAUUGUUUCUGAGAACUAUAGUAAUAUGGCUUGGAUAUCUGAUGUUUUCAAAUACAAGAAAUGUACAAUUUAUCCUUUGAGAGAGAAUCAUAAAGAAAAGAAGGUCAAUAAAAAGGGCUAAAACCUUGGACAAAAGUUUUUGUUAUUUCAUCUAAUAGCUACUUCCAAGGGAUUCUAUGAAUAAAAAGUUUUGUCAAGA
Molecule: messenger RNA, 1332 nt
Organism: Nomascus leucogenys (northern white-cheeked gibbon)
Lineage: Eukaryota; Metazoa; Chordata; Mammalia; Primates; Hylobatidae
Gene: COQ3
Product: coenzyme Q3, methyltransferase
Biological process (GO): ubiquinone biosynthetic process
Molecular function (GO): 2-methoxy-6-polyprenyl-1,4-benzoquinol methyltransferase activity
Source: RefSeq, a predicted model, not a curated record